CCAAUAUGCUUUAGACAAUUUCAAGAAAACUCUACAGCAGAGUCUUUGCCGCUACCUUAGAUGGUGGCUCCUCCCUCUGGCUCUAUCCUCCAAUUGCGAUGUGCAUCGCCUUCCUGUUUCCUUUGAGCUGGUUCCACCCCCAACCAAUCCCUCUCUUAACCAAUCGCUGAUCAAAGUAGGAAGGGCUUUGGGAGACUUUAUAAAAGACCUGAAAACCAGAUAGUGGUUUUGAGGUUUCAAGAACUGACCUAGAGCUACUUGACAUACUGAGGAGACGGGCGAUUUUAAGAACCCAGAUGAAUGGCCGCAUAAUCUGGCACCUUCUUGAGUUCAGAAAAAGCACCUUCUCGCUUUUUGGAGUCAUUUUUUUUGCUUUCCUUUAAAAAUUGUCCAAGGCAAAGAACUGGGGCGCAAGCGAAGAAGCGAAAUAGGAUAGAAGCACGGGAUUGACAAGGACGGCCGAGCGUCAUGCGAGAGGAACAGUCUUGUGGCGACUUUCCCGAGGGUGGGGUCCUACCCAGUGAAGAGGAGCAAGAACGUCGGCCUAACAAGUGCCCUGUCGUUGUUGCACCACCAACAGGUGCUCGAAAGCGGCUGACAGGUCCCAAGAAAGAGCCUGGUGGACCCCUAACAGAGGACGACAAGAAGUCACUGGAGGGCCCAUCUACGCUCGCUCCCUCUUGUCCCAAGCGGCCCAAGAGAAGUUCUCCUCCUUCCUCAUCGACCUCUGCGGCCUCCCUAGUGCCCACCGUGAGCUCAGUGUCACCUGUGCCCGGGCAACCAUUCGAGGACCUCCAUACGCAACGAGUAAUCGCUAACGUCCGGGAAAGGCAGCGUACGCAGUCCCUAAAUGACGCUUUCGCCUCGCUGCGGAAGAUCAUCCCCACGUUGCCUUCAGACAAACUAAGCAAGAUUCAGAUCCUCAAACUGGCUUCGAGAUACAUCGACUUUCUCUACCAGGUUCUCCAGAGCGAUGAGAUGGAUGCCAAGCUGGCCAGCUGUAACUACCUGGCCCACGAAAGGCUGAGCUAUGCCUUCUCUGUGUGGAGGAUGGAGGGCGCUUGGUCCAUGUCCGCCACUCACUAGACGUUCAGCCGUUCCUGAUCCUACCUGCCGACCCUACAGCCCUAUACGACCCUCCAGAUCCAACCAGCCUCUGAACUCUGAACCUGCAUUCUGCCCCAGAGAAAGUGACUCUGACUUUUAAAUCUAUCGCUG
This is a messenger RNA of Cyprinus carpio (common carp), 1218 nucleotides long. RefSeq lists its product as uncharacterized. The record is from RefSeq and is a predicted model, not a curated record. Gene Ontology annotation, molecular function: DNA-binding transcription factor activity, RNA polymerase II-specific; RNA polymerase II transcription regulatory region sequence-specific DNA binding; protein dimerization activity. Gene Ontology annotation, biological process: developmental process; regulation of transcription by RNA polymerase II. NCBI's taxonomy places the organism in Eukaryota, Metazoa, Chordata, Actinopteri, Cypriniformes, Cyprinidae.